Musa acuminata AAA Group (dessert banana) is the source of this 1366-nucleotide messenger RNA. Its product is annotated as peroxidase 5. The coding region runs from base 209 to 1159 and encodes 316 amino acids. NCBI's taxonomy places the organism in Eukaryota, Viridiplantae, Streptophyta, Magnoliopsida, Zingiberales, Musaceae. The transcript has 4 exons. Gene Ontology annotation, cellular component: plasmodesma; plant-type cell wall. Gene Ontology annotation, biological process: hydrogen peroxide catabolic process; response to oxidative stress. The record is from RefSeq and is a predicted model, not a curated record. Gene Ontology annotation, molecular function: heme binding; peroxidase activity.
UUUCGGGACCGUAUCAUACGUCGGGUACGACGUCGGGGGGCAUCGUUUCCAGCCUUGCAAGUUGCAAGGCAUAGACGUUGCUACUGCAACAGGGUUAAUAGGAAAAGCAGCUGCUGGGAUAAAUCCUGACCUCUCUUAUUGCUAUUUAUGAGAUGACAAUGGGAGGCAAUGUUGCUGCAUAGCACGGGGCGGAGCGAAUUGGGGAGACAUGGCGUGGGGAAGAGGAGCGAUGCUGGUGGCCCUCGUCGUGGCCUUGUGCCUGAGCGCACUCGGGGCGGACGCCCAGCUCAAGGUUGGAUACUACUCCUAUGGCUGCCCAGCAGCUGAGCUCAUUGUUAAGGAGGAGGUCGAGAAGGCUCUGAUAGAUGACCCUGGCGUCGGUGCUGACCUUCUCCGGAUGCACUUCCAUGACUGCUUCGUGAGGGGUUGCGAUGGCUCGGUUCUUAUCGAUUCGACGGAGGACAACACCGCCGAGAAGGAUGCACAAGUCAAUCUAACCCUCGAAGGAUUUGAGAUUAUCGACGCUAUCAAGGAAAAGUUGGAGGCCGCCUGCAAAGGAGUCGUCUCGUGCGCAGACCUUCUGGCAUUCGCCGCCAGAGACAGCGUCGUACAUUACGGAGGAAUUCACUACAGAGUCCCUGCAGGCAGAAAAGAUGGAACGGUAUCCAAGGAAGGCGACACGAGCAUUCUCCCUUCGUCGGCCCUUGACCUCACUGAGCUCACAAAGUUGUUCAUCUCCAAGGGGUUGAGCCAAAAUGACAUGAUCACUCUUUCAGGAGCGCACACGGUCGGCAUCGCGCACUGUGACGCCUUCACCGACAGGCUGUACGACACAGACGAGACGCUGGAUCAGAAGUACGCAAAGGCGCUGCGGAAGCAGUGCCCUCCGGGCAGCAACAACACGGUGUCGAUGGACCCGAAAAGCCCUCAAAGGUUCGACAACCAUUACUACAGGAGCCUCCUGAAGAACCGAGGGCUGUUCACCUCGGACCGGACCCUCCUUUCCACGCAGGGCACGACGACGCAGGUGAAGCGGCUCGCGAGCAACUACAAGCGCUUCCAGCGGAAGUUCGCGGCUGCCAUAGUGAAGAUGGGCCAGAUCGGAAUCCUCACCGGGAGCGAGGGCGAGGUUCGCGCCAAUUGCAGGAAGAUCAACUGAUGAUGACUGCCAUUGACAAACGAGACAGAUCCCUUUCGGUGGAGUACUUCAUCAUCUUAUAUAUAUAUAGAUAUGUAUAUUUUAUUUGUUGGAGAUUGCCUGUAUUGUUUCAUGUGAUUCUUCUUCUUCUUCUUCUUCUCCUCCCUUCUUGAAAUAUGUCUAUCUUUGAUGAAUAAUGAGGGUGUCAAAGACAUGUUUUGGGAAUCA